AUGCAUUUAUCCAGCUCUGGUGAGUCCGAAUUCACUAAUCUCUACAUCUCAGCAAAAGUAUACAUUGUACCAUGAUCAGGCAUUUAGUUGCAUAGCCUUUAUCUGUAAAUUGCUUUUUAACAGGUGUUCCUUCUGGGCCUCGCAACGUGAUCUCUAUUGUCAAUGAAACGUCAAUUAUACUAGAAUGGCACCCACCCCGGGAGACGGGAGGUCGAGAUGAUGUGACCUACAACAUUGUCUGCAAGAAGUGUCGGUCGGACCGCCGUAGCUGCUCCCGCUGUGAUGACAAUGUGGAGUUUGUGCCAAGGCAGCUGGGCCUCACGGAAACCCGGGUCUUUAUCAGCAACCUGUGGGCCCAUACACCAUAUACCUUUGAGAUCCAGGCUGUCAAUGGAGUUUCCAACAAAAGCCCAUUCCCACCGCAGCAUGUCUCCGUGAACAUCACCACCAACCAAGCUGGUAAGUGCGACAACAGCAGCUCAGAGACCUCAUGUCUGGUUUUCUUGAUAUGCGCAGAGAAGAAAAUCUAG
Podarcis lilfordi (Lilford's wall lizard) is the source of this 530-nucleotide messenger RNA. The record is from the annotation of a GenBank genome assembly. NCBI's taxonomy places the organism in Eukaryota, Metazoa, Chordata, Lepidosauria, Squamata, Lacertidae.